Molecule: messenger RNA, 3579 nt
Organism: Plutella xylostella (diamondback moth)
Lineage: Eukaryota; Metazoa; Arthropoda; Insecta; Lepidoptera; Plutellidae
Product: ribosome biogenesis protein BMS1 homolog
Biological process (GO): maturation of SSU-rRNA from tricistronic rRNA transcript (SSU-rRNA, 5.8S rRNA, LSU-rRNA); ribosome biogenesis; endonucleolytic cleavage of tricistronic rRNA transcript (SSU-rRNA, 5.8S rRNA, LSU-rRNA)
Cellular component (GO): 90S preribosome; nucleus
Molecular function (GO): GTPase activity; GTP binding; U3 snoRNA binding
Source: RefSeq, a predicted model, not a curated record
ACUGUCAGGUGACAUCUGUCAAAGAAGUCGAACGAUCCGGUUGUGUGUUUACAAUUUUAUCCCACGUGAAGUAAAAACGGAUUAAUGUUUAAUUUCCUGAAUAAACUAAAUUAGAAAUGGCUGACGACAGCGCUUUUGAUAAAAAGAAAUCUCACCGCGCCAAACAUGCGGGCCGGAAAGCUGAGAAGAAGAAGAAAAAGGAAAAAGUCGAUCAAUCUAACCUAAGUGCUCGCCAGAGGAAUCCGAAAGCUUUUGCUAUCCAGUCGGCCGUGCGCGCUGAGAGACAGUUCAGGAGACGGGAGGAUGUUAUUGCGAAGAAGCAGCACAUCCCUCAAGUGGACAAGACGCCGCUGGAGCCUCCGCCGAUCGUGGUAGCCAUCGUGGGGCCCCCGCGCGUCGGGAAGACCACGCUCAUCAACAACCUCAUCAAGAGCUUCAUCAAGACCAACGUGACCAGCACCAACGGACCCAUCACCAUCGUCACUUCCAAAAAGCGGAGAAUCACACUGAUAGAGUGCAACAAUGAUGUAAAUUCUAUGAUUGAUAUAGCAAAGUGUGCGGAUCUGGUGCUGCUACUGUGUGACGCCAGCUUCGGCUUCGAAAUGGAGAUCUUUGAGUUCCUCAACAUCUGUCAAGUCCAUGGAAUGCCCAAGAUUAUGGGUGUCUUAACACAUUUGGAUAUGAUCAAGAAUGCAAAGACCUUAAAAACCACUAAGAAGACAUUAAAACAUAGAUUCUGGACUGAAGUGUACUCUGGAGCCAAGUUGUUCUACCUGUCUGGUAUAGUGCAUGGGGAGUACCUGAGGAAUGAGAUCAAGAACCUCUCGAGAUUCAUAUCUGUGAUGAAAUUCAGGCCCCUCAGCUGGAGAAUGACGCAUGCCUACAUGUUGGCAGACAGACUCGAGGACAUCACCAACCAGGAAGCCAUCCGGAAAGAUCCUAAAGUCAGCAGAGAUGUGGUCUUGUAUGGAUAUGUGCGGGGUGUUCCGCUACUCAAAGAUACUUCAGUGCAUAUUGCAGGUGUUGGUGACAUGAAGAUAAGUGAGGUGUCCUACCUGCCGGAUCCCUGUCCACUGCCCAGCAAAGACAAAAAACGCCAUCUCAUUGAGAGGGAAAGACAAAUCUAUGCACCUUUUGCUGGAGUAGGAGGUAUUGUUUAUGACAAAGAUGCUGUCUAUAUUGAACUGAAAGGCUCACAUUCUCACAACAAGGAAGAUGAAGAAACAACUGAGAAGAAAGCCCUGCUCAAAAAUGUUGUUGAAACAACAGAGACUGUUGAUGAACAGAUGAAGGAUUCAGGGUUUCAGCUGUUCAGUGGAGGACCAGUCAUCUACCCUGACAUGGUGCAAGAUGAUGAAUAUUUACAAGAAAAUAAGGAAGCAGCUAGUAGCUCUGAUGAUUCUGACUCAGAUGAUGAAGGCAAUGAAUCAGACAAUGACAGUGGCAUUGAUCAGAGUGAAAAAGAUGAAAAAUCUAAGGUCCCAUGGGAAAACAACUCAGGUUCUGAGGCUGAAGAAGGAGAAGGUGAUGGUUCAGAUGAUGAUGAUGAUGAUGAAGGUGAAGAUGACAAUCAAGAAGAUUUUGGUCUUAAGUGGAAAGAGAAAAUGAACGAAAAGGCCACAGAAGCAUACUUUGAACGACAGAAAACUUCAAAGAAUAUAAUGAAGUUAGUCUAUGGUGAGUUUGAAAUUGGAAAUAAAUCCAAAGCCUCCAAUAAAGAAGAGGAAUCUGAGGAAAGUGAUAGUGAGGAAAUUGGUGGACUGUUUAAAAAAGUUACAAGCUCUGAAAAAAAGAAGCAAAAGGAAAAAGAAAGACUUGAUUUAGAUGAAUGUUCAUUUUUCUAUUCUCUGGACAAACCUCAACUCAGAGAUUGGACCACUGAUAACAAUAGGCAGUAUUUGAUUAACAGUUUUGUAACCGGGAAAAGAUCAGCUGAUGAAGAUGCUAAUGAACUUCUAAAACUUGAUGAUGCAAGUGAAGGUGAUGAAGAUGACGAAUUAUAUGGAGACUUUGAAGAUCUUGAAACUGGUGAAAAACAUUCAGCACAAGAAAAGAAAGAAGAUGAUACUAAAGAGGAACCAGGCACCAAGCGUAAAGGAGAAAUGACUAAAGCUGAAAUAAUUAGUAAAAAGUUAAAGUUAAAAGCUAAAUUUGAUGCAGAAUAUGACAAUCCAGAUGAACACAGGAUUACUGGUGACCACUCAUAUUAUGAAAGCUUAAAAGCAGAAGCUCUGAAACAGUCUGAGCUGAACAAAUCUGUUUUUGAAAACUUAGAUGAUGGUCUAAGGAUUGAGGUGGAAGGGUUUAGGCCUGGCUUGUAUGUCAGACUGUUGUUCAAGAACAUGCCAUCAGAGUUUGUAACGAAUUUCGAUCCAAGCUAUCCUAUACUAAUUGGAGCACUCAACAUGGCAGAGCAAAACAUAGGAUUUGUUUCUUGCAAAGUUAAGAAGCACAGGUGGUACAAAAAGAUACUGAAGACCAAUGAUCCCCUUAUCAUUUCUAUGGGUUGGCGACGGUUCCAGACUUUACCCAUCUAUUCGAAAAUCGAGGAUGACUUCAAAUGUAGAUAUUUGAAAUACACCCCAGAACAUGUCACUUGUAACAUGCACUUCUAUGGACCCGUCACUCCACAGAACACUGGCUUCCUAGCUUUACAAACAGUCAACAACAACUCCAAUGAAAUAAGAGGCCUUGGAUUCAGAAUAGCAGCAACAGGAAGUGUCAAUGAAAUAAACAAGUCCACACAGAUAGUAAAGAAACUGAAACUUAUAGGUACUCCCUUGAAGAUAUACAAAAAGACCGCUUUCAUCAAGGACAUGUUCACCACAACCCUGGAGGUAGCAAAAUUUGAGGGCGCCAGAGUGAAGACAGUGUCAGGGAUCAGAGGACAAAUAAAGAAAGCUCUCAAUAAGCCAGAGGGAGCAUUCAGAGCAACAUUUGAAGACAAAAUCUUGAUGAGCGAUAUUAUAUUUUGCCGCACUUGGUUUAAAGUCGACGUGACGAAGUACUAUGCGCCGGUAGUGAACCUACUCUUAGAGCCUGGCGCCAAGAACGCCUGGCAAGGAAUGAAGACCAAGGGACAGCUGAAGCGAGAGAAAAACAUACAGAACCCGGCCAACACAGACUCAAUGUACACAGAGAUCCAGCGGCAGCCUAAAGUGUUUAAGCCGUUAGUCAUACCAAAAGCACUGCAGAAGGGCCUGCCAUACAGGUUCAAGCCAAAGGAAAAGAAGAGCACGCUUUCAGGGGUGAACCCUAAGGAUGCGUUCAGGAACAGAGUCGCGGUAAUAAAGAGUCCUCACGAACAGAAGGUGUCCAAUGUGAUGAAGAUGUUGAAGACAAACUUUGAGAAGAAGAAGGAGGUUCAGAAGGAGGCCACAGUAAAGAGGCUGGAGGUGCACCGCAAACAGCAGGAGCAAGAAGAGUGGCGCAAGUUGAAGCGACAGAAAGAGUUGAAGAAGAAAAUCUGUAGGCAAUUGAGUAAAAUGGGCAACAAAAAGAAGCCCCAAAUGUGAUUAAGUACAUUUGUAUAUGCUAUGAUAAGUGACUCUUAUUUAAUAAAUAAAUGUUAAAAUUAAC